ACAGGCAAACUGGGAGGUUGGCUGUUGAGAGCUGUUAAACGUUCACUAGUAAAGAACAUUGGGACACUUGUUAUACUUAUAGGAUGCGUUGGAAUGGUUCUACAUUUCAAUCUGUCCGUGGAAAACAGUCACUAUCAAGGAGAUGUGAAAAGAGAUAGCAAUGCUGAAAUGCAAACAGGACAUUUUGGAUCCAGCGAAUUGGGGAAUCAUAAAAGCAUCAUGACAACUUCAAAGACAAACACUCUGAUACCAGCUGAGAAGUUAGCUCAAAGCGUACAAGCUAAAUGUGAAAGGCAACAUUACUUUCCCAUGCAGGGGAGAUUCAUCACAUUCUCAAUAACCAGCAAUGCUAAGUAUAAGCUCAUGUACUGUCCCAUGUGUAAGUUAGCCUCCACUUACUGGACACGGUUUUUCCAACUCCUCAAGAGACCUCACAGAGACCUGCUCACUCCUUUUGACAUUCCCAUCCAGCAGGCCCCGCCUACCCGAGAGAAGAUGACCAUCAGACUUUACACGCCCACCUCACAGUUUCAGGACUACUAUAAAUUCUUGUUUGUGAGGGACCCGUAUUCUAGGGUAUUAUCUGCAUAUGUGGAUAAAUUAUUCGCACCAAAUCCUACAUUCUGGAAUUCGAUUGGCAAAUUUGUUAACCAUGCCCUUUAUUCAGGUAAAGCAGUAAUAACUCGCUGUGGGGCUGACAUCACCUUUGAGGAAUACAUAAGGGCCAUAAAUUUUGCUCACAAGUAUAGAAGUGGAUUUGGGCACGUUGACUGUCAUGACGACUCGUUUACUGCAGCCUGUCAUCCGUGUGAAGUGAAUUACAAUUUUAUUGGGAAAAUGGAAACAUUUACACAGGAUUCCUUAGAGCUACUUACUGAAAUUGGACUAAAUGCCACAAGGGAGGUGAUUCAAAUGAAAGGGAAGCAACUAGCUGAUGAAGAUGCCAUCAUGGAUACAGUUAGUUCCCCUUUCAGAUGGAAAACUGACAUUGAAAAUUGCAUUUCUUGGCGGGAGGCCCUCUUUAGAGUUUGGCGUAAACUUCAGAUUCGUGGCAUUAUAGGCAGGGACCAAUUUCCGCUCAACGAACAGGAGGCUCAAGAAAUUUCACAACAAGAAUUCAUAAAACUUGUGAAAGAAACGCAAGCAUUAACUCCAUUCAAUGUUCGAAAAACGCAACGAAAAGAGGCCUUUAGAGAAAUAUACAGUCAGGUGAACAAGGUGAAUCUGCAUCAACUGCAAAUAACAUAUCAGAGAGACUUUCAAUUAUUUGAAUAUGAUGCUGAAAACCCUGAUAUUUUCCAUGUGAAGCAAUCAAAUCUAACAUACUUUGGAUUUUUGUCAGUGUAAAUUUUACUUUAUGUACACAUAAUAUUAUUGAACAGUAGUAAUUAAAUUCAAUACAGUUAUUUUCAAUUAUUGAAUAUCCAUUCCAUAUUGAUAUUAAAACAAUGAUUAUGUUUUACUACAAAGUAUAUAAUAAAAUGUUACAGUAUUAUUGAUCUAUAACACUGCUAUAAUUUUGUACAAUAAGCCUGUAUGCAGUUAUUUGUUUUAUUCAAAGCAUGAUUGUACAAUGAAUUUCCAGUUCACUAUUGUUGUGAAUAACAAGACAUCUAUAUGUAGUUAUUUGUACAUUUUAAAGGGACCUUUCAACGUUUUGGUAAUUUGACAAAAUUGAAAAAACAAAAGAUGUGUUUUUGUCAGAAACACAAUGCACCCUAUUGAGCCGCUUUGAAAUAAAAUUUCAAUAUAUCAUUUGGCAGGUUAAGAAAUUAUCUCCCUUUUAAAGCUUAUUACUUCCCGUGGAUUGUAUUUUUUUACUUUUGACCUUGAAGGAUGACCUUGACCUUUCACCAAACAAAAUGUGCAGCUUCAUAAGAUACACAUGCAUGCCAAAUAUCAAGUUGCUAUCUUCAAUAUUCAAUAAAUUAUGGCCAAUGUUAAAGUUUUCGGACGGACACACAGACAGACAGACAGACGGACUGACAGUUCAACUGCUAUAUGCCAUCCUACCGGGGGCAUAAAAAUGUUUCAGAUUUGCAAAUUUUUCUCAUAGUAAAGAUAUUGGCUUGGAAACAGUUAUACUGAACAUUUAACAUGCUCUAAAAUAUCCAUUAUAUGCAUCUUUUGACGAUUUAAAAACCUGAAAAUUAUAAAGCAGUGCACACACGAAACAAAUAAUUUGGAGAGUUCUGUUGUUAUUGCUAUAUUUAGUGACAUUACAAGGAUUGCUUAUUUAAUAUAUAAAAAACACCAAUGACUAUAUGAGCACAGAUUGCUGAUUGGUUUAAGCCAAUUACUAUAUGAGCACGGAUUGCUGAUUGGUUUAAGCCAAUGACUAUAUGAGCAUGGAUUGCUGAUUGGUUUAAGCCAAUCACUAUAUGAGCACGGAUUGCUGAUUGGUUUAAGCCAAUGACUAUAUGAGCACAUAUUGCUGAUUGGUUUAAGCCAAUGACUAUAUGAGCAUGGAUUGCUGAUUGGUUUAAGCCAAUGACUACUGUAAAAUCAUUAAAGUUCGUGUGGUACUAAUUUUCGUGGAUUUCGUGGUUCCGCCGAACCACGAAUUCAAGUACCAACGAUUUUUGAUACAUUUUAAUCCGAAAUCGGUCUUUUUUGAAUGGCAUUUCCGCCAUUUUCUUUUGUUGUCGGUUGUCCGAGAUAUUUGUUUUUUGUAAUAGUAACUUCACUUCAGUAGGUCACAUUACACUUUUAUCUCGACUAAUUAAAAUAUUUCAAAAUUGUAAAUGUUGUUGUUAUUUUCCACGAAUUUGUUGUAAAUUAAAUAUGUUUGAACUAAGAUGUUUAUGAUUACUUAGUAUGAUAAGAACUACGAUGUUAAUGAUUAAUCAGUAUGAAUAACAAGUAGUGUGUUUAUAUAAAAUAUAAAUUUGUUCGCCAUCCAGUGCAUUAAUAAAACACUAAAGUCG
Dreissena polymorpha is the source of this 2927-nucleotide messenger RNA. RefSeq names its product carbohydrate sulfotransferase 11-like. The transcript has 3 exons. Gene Ontology annotation, cellular component: membrane. Lineage: Eukaryota; Metazoa; Mollusca; Bivalvia; Myida; Dreissenidae. The coding region runs from base 94 to 1347 and encodes 417 amino acids. Gene Ontology annotation, biological process: carbohydrate biosynthetic process. The record is from RefSeq and is a predicted model, not a curated record. Gene Ontology annotation, molecular function: sulfotransferase activity.